CUUUCUGGCUGACCUAUAGGGAAAGAGAGAGGCAAGGCAGCAGAAGAGCUAAUCCUUCGAUCCCCCCCGUGUGUGCAUUGCCAUAUGACGUCAUAGUCGUCUGAAAUUGCAUCCGAAAAUUGGGUCCCCGUGUUCGGGAAACGAAACAAAAAGUCCCGUUAUUUUUAUUUUUUAUUUCUUUUGAUAUUGUCAUCUGACAAGUCACGAAUUCAAGUGAGAAUUAUUCAAAGAACUGGUCAGUAUAAUUUGCUGGACAUUCGUUACAUAUCGAAUCGAGAAAAAGAAUAAAACUCGUAACGAAAGGAAAAGGAAUUGAGGUCGACAUCAAGAAAAAAAAAAAAACCCUCAGAAAUCGUGAGUGAUGUCGAGUCUGUUGUCGAGAAGGGAAAUGGGAAUAAAAAAGAGCCAAACUAUUCAACAAACGCCAAAAAAUAAAAAUUGAAAAAAAAAAAAAGAAUUGUAGGGAAGGAACUUGAAAGAGUGUGGAAGAAAGGGAAAUUGGGCGGAGAUAGUGGUCCAACUUGCACACACCAGCCACACACACACACACUCUCUCUUUUUCCCUGGCCCACCCCCCCUCACAACCCGUUAUUUGAGGCGACUAGUGUGGCGCUGCGAUCGCAUUUGUUGCGGCCUCUCUUCGUACUAAUAUUGCAUAUACGCUUAGCUACAGGCGAGUCUGGUAGUAUAGUCACUGGUGGGGUUGCGGCUUUGUCGAGACUCUACAGUGCAGUCGAGUACCGCCGCCUGCCAAUGUGUCAGUAGGCCACUGGGCUCCGUACAGUACAGACGUGUGCCGUUGCCGCUGCUGCUGCUGCUCCUCCUCUCCCUUCCUUUUUCUAUUUUUCAUUUUCACGUCGGGACACAAUUUUUUUUUUGUUUUUUUUUGUUUUUGUUUUAACUUUUUAUUUUCCGCUGAAAAAAAUAACCCCCCCUCACCCCACUACCGUUUGGUUGGGGGAUUUUGUGUACGUGUGUAUGUGUGUGUGUGUGGAUUGUGCGACAAGUGCGGCCCUUUUUCUCCCUUUGAUAAUUCCAUUUGGAAUUUGAGCAUUUUAUUCAAAUUUGCCGCUCGAAGCGAACUGAAAAUCAUUUUUGAAUGGAUGGACGGACGUGUGUGUGAAAUCUCAGCUACUAUCAAGGAAGGAAAGAAGAGAAAAAACAAAACAAAAGAGCGCUUACCUGCAGUCGUUGAUUGUCGGGAUUGUGGCGUGACGAUGCGUUGAUUGAGCGGGAAAAACAAAAUUGCGGCAGCUCCUCAUCAGUGUGAUCCAUCCUUGGCCAUUUUCUUUCUGUCAGCGCUCUCUAAUCACAAAAGUGUGAAAAUCAUAGAAGAGGCAAUUUGUUUGUUGACUCGGUCUUUGUACUUUUAAACACCCCUCCCCCCCACCCCUUCACCUGAAAAAAAGCAAAAGAAAAAAAAUGAGGAACACGAGUUUAUUAGCGGCUCCAGCCGAGCCGGUCAUUGAAAACGAUUUGCCGCUGGACUUGAGUUGCAAUUCUCGGCGUCGCAGUGAAGACGACGACGAAGAGGAAGAAGAAUUGGGCGAAUUUCAUUCGGCCAAUGCUGGCCGUCGCUCUGAUGGGCUCGAUGUCAAAGAGGCGGACGUUCAUCAUCAUCGCGUCGGUGACAGAUCGUCGGGUCUGGUCGUCAGCCUGGCCGGUCCGCCGUCUCCUCCGCGCUCGCCGACUUCCGAUUUCCGCGCCCUGUCCGAUUUGGGUUACGUGGCCUAUCAUCGUCAGCUGAUGGCCAUGGAGCGCCAGCGCCAGUGGCUGCUGGAACAUCACCACCAGCAGCAGCAACAGCACGCGGCCGAUGCGGCGGCGGCAGCGCAACAGGAUGCCAUGGCGGCCGACCAAGAAGAGGCGGACGGAUGCAGCGCCAAGGAUCGCGAUCGUUCGCGACGUCAUUAUCGCAUGCAGCAUCGCUUUCAUCGCCAGCAGAGGCGCAACAAGAACAACAAGAACAACGAGGACGAAGAUGCGCCAGACGACAACAACAACGAAGACGACGAGCAACAACAAACGGCGUCCGAUGGCCACUGUCAAGACGCUCACGAUCUCUUAAUGAUGCGACGUCAUCGACGUCGUUCUCUUGUCGGCUACGACGACGAGGACGACGAUGACGACGAAGACGAUGACGAUUGCUGUCUAGGCUCGGACGUUGAGGAAGAUUCCGAUGAUUCUCAUCAGAAUCCCAUGGAUUUGGGAUUGGCUAAUCCGAAAGCUUACAAAAAAUCUCUGAUGAAACGUUAUCUUGAUACGGCAGUGGAUGGCGGCCGCCACGGUGUCGCUGGGCCGGCGGGUCGGUUGGUGUUGCAAGCGAGCCGCAAUAACGGCUACAGCACGGAGACGGGCACGCCAACCACGACGGCCGGUGGCAGCGUUCAAUCGUCGGCCGUUGCUCGCCAACUUCAUCAACUUCAGCAACAACCUCCCACAUCGACGGCCACCACUUCUGCCGCCACGACGGAACCUCCCAGGACUUUGCUGCGUGGCAUCCUCAGCCAACAACCGGGCGCUUCUGGUUUGGCCAGCAAUAACAGUAACGCAACGGCUAACAACAACAACAGCAGUGCCAGUGCCAGUGCCAGUGCCGUUUUGGGUCUGGUCAAUCUGCACAGCAUCCUUCAGCCGGGUCAUCCGGCUCUGCGUCCGGCUGGACCUGCCGACCACCAACAGCAACCGGCCGCCUACCAACAACACCACCACCACCACCUAAACCUUCACCAGCAACAACAACUUCUUCGCCAUCCGUCGUUGGUGGCAGGACAUCAUCCGCACGUCAAACCCGGAUCGUUACCGCCUUCACCAGCCGACAGCGGUGUCUCUGACGUGGAUAGCAGCAGCGGCCACACCAGUAACGACGAGUUAAAAUCACGACUGCAAUCAUCAGGUGGUGGUUAUGGCAACGAAGAUGACCUGGUUGAUAGCCAAAGUCCAUCGCCAAUCACCUCUUCUUCCCUCUCUUCCUCCUCUUCCUCUUCUUCUUCUUCUUCUUCUUCCUCCUCCUCCUCUUCUUCUUCGAGUAACUGCAGUAAUGGUGGUGGUCCUGGCCAGCGAUUCAUCCCGCAGCCGCUCUUCUCUUACGAACGCUUCUCUGUCCUUCAUCAGCAACGUUCUCUUUACGCUGUCAGCGACAGUUUCGACAAUUUCCAUCCGCCGUCGACGCCCUUGUCGGCUCAUCCGCCCUCAUCUUACGCCAUCCAUUCCCAGCAGCAGCUUCAACAGCAGCAGCAGCAACAGCAACAACAACAGCAACAACAGCAGUUGUAUAGCAACAGCAAUGGCUUGCUCCAUUCACGCGCUGGAGGCGGAUCCGCUUCUGCCGUGGGUCAUCCGCCGCUGCAUUUGCAUGCGUCGAUUCCGGGAUCGCCGGGCAACGCUCACCACCACCAUCAUCUCCACCAACACCACCAGUUCCACCAUCAUCACAAUCCGGCCGGCCCAUCAUCGGCCAUGGUGGCUCUGCUGUCCGGCUCACCGUCCGCCAGCGGAGGCAACGUGCCCAGCGUCCCGACUUCGGUCAUUCAAGCGCCUUCGACGGCCAGCCCCAUCUCGAGCGGUGGCGGAAGUCCAAGCGGAGGGGAAGACAACUAUUUCAACGAGCUCUACAACUUGGGUGUAGGAGGUGUAGGCAGUGUAGGAGGAGGCUAUUCCGGCCAGUCGGGUCUCGAAUCGCCUCACAGGCGGAAAAAGAUGAAAAAACAACGUAAUCCAGACGGCCCGGAUGGAUGCCCGUCCGGCAAGAGGAAAAACAGAGAAGGUAAACGAAUUUUAUUUUAUUUUUCGAAUAGGCCGAUUAGUUUUUCAAACGUUGUAACACCUCUUUUUUUGUCUCUGUGUGUGUGUGUCUAUUGUUUGGGGUUUGAUUUGUGUGUAGCUGGAUCAACGACGUACCUGUGGGAGUUUUUGUUGAAAUUGCUUCAAGAUAAGGACUGCUGUCCGCGCUACAUCAAGUGGACCAAUCGCGAGAAGGGCGUUUUCAAGCUGGUCGAUUCCAAAGCGGUUUCCAGGUUAUGGGGUCUCCAUAAGAACAAACCCGACAUGAACUACGAAACGAUGGGUCGAGCAUUGAGGUAUUACUACCAACGUGGCAUUUUGGCUAAAGUGGACGGCCAACGGCUCGUCUACCAGUUCGUCGACGUACCCAAAGACAUUGUCGAAAUCGAUUGUACGGGCGCCUAAGACACUUCUACAACAACCAGGAGAAGGAAAAUAGAAAGAAGAAAAACAAAUUCUUUCCCCCUCUCUCUCUCUUUUUUUGCUCAUCUUCGUUCAUCUCUACGUAAAGUGUGAAACGGAUGGAUGCCUCCGUGCGACCAGGUCGCUGAGAAGGAAAGGACAACAGCAUUUUGACGGUGUGUUUGGAGGGUGUCUACCCUCCUCAUUUUGCUCCUGGUUUCCCCCCUCCUCUUUAACCCCUUUUUGUCCAAGUGCCUUUUUGAUCGGUUCGCUUCUUCUUCACGACAAAAAAGCAAACAAAACAACAACAAAAAGACAACAAAUCUAUCGCCCCUUCUUUUUUAUGAAAAAAACAAAAAAAAACAAAAAAAACUUUUGAAUUCGAGGAAAUGAUCCGAUUUUCUUUCAUCCCCAUUUCUUCUUGUAUCCCUUUGAAUUGUUUUGCUUCAAAGGCCCGACCUUUUUUUUUGUUUGUUUGUUUGUUUCAGAGUUAUUUUUGGGGGAGAAAUUUGAUUUUAGUUUUUUUUUCACUGUGUGUGUCGGAACCUCAACUGUGAUGAUUGUGCGCGCGUUAGUUGGAACGGUAAAACCCAAGAGCGAUUUUUUAAAAUUGAAAUGCAGAUAGGAAGGUUCGUUACAGUGAGACCCCACUAAGCCGAAAGAAAGGAGAGGGGCUCAAUUCAGUAUAUAAGCGUAUUAUGUAAUAUUCAAAAAGGAAAAAAAAAAUGUUUGUUUUGUUUAGUUAUUUAUAACGAGUUACAAAAAAAAAAUAUCGUAAUCUGAUCAUCAUCGUUGCAUGUGUAAUUUAUACCAAUCCCCUCCAUCCCCUACAAAACACCUCGAGGAUAGGAAAGAUGACGACAGUUUGAGUUCGACUUAUCAUCGUUGAAUGAUGUGCGUAUUUUAUUAUUCAGCGUGCAAUGCAAUAUUGUAGUUUGAAAUGAUAAGAUGACGAAGGGAAAGGACUAAGGGAUGGCGAGGAGGAGAGAAAGAGAGAGUGCCUCGAAUAGUUCAAUGUUAAUAUAAUUCUACAUAGCGUUUUCUCACUUGUCCCUCCAUUAAAACCAUCAAUUACGAAAAAUAAAAGGUUAGAAUUUUAAAAAAGAAAAAAAAAAAAAAAUGAAGAUGAUGUAAUAUUGUUGAUAUCCCUGAUUGUCGCAUUUUCAAGUGCUAGAAGAGAAAUGAAAAAAGAAAAUCGAAAAAAAAAAAAAAGUUUAUAUAAAAUGUUCAAUUUGUUUUUGUAAUGUACCUUCGACAAAACAGGUGAUGGCCACCACAAAGGGAAACGCUAACGUGCUGUUAUCUAUAUAUACAUAUACAUAUUCGGGUUUCUAAUGUUUGCGCUAUAUACUUAAGUUAUUUCAGAACGAAUGUCAUUGCAUGUCGUGGUGUGAAAAAUGCCUUAAUUUUGCCCGCCAGCCCCACCAUUUCAAUUUUGUUAUUGUGACCCUGUAAUCAACCACCAAUCCCAUUUUAUCAUCCAAGACGAAUCCCAGUUUUCUAUAUCUUUUUUUCGCCUUUUUUUUUUAAAUCGAGAAACCAAAACCGGGAGAAGGCUAGUUACACUCAAUUAACCUACUCCAAAACCCAGAAAUUUUAACAAAGAAAAAUAAGAAAAAAAAACAAACAAAAUCCCGCCCCGUACUUCAAUUAUCAAAAAAUAGCGAAGAAAGAAAUGGAGAUCUCAAUUCUGAUCCCGUCUCUGCAUCUCAGCAUCACGUGACACGAUGAUGAUUCGUGCCAAGAGUCCCUCUCCUCCACCCCACCCCCACCCCUCUCCCAUCACACAAAUGUUCUGCUCCGUUCAACGGUAAACUCUCCCAACCCACAAAACAGUUGUUAUAUGCCACUUUUCAGAAAUUUUAUUCCUCUUCAAUUUUUGCCCCUUUCCCUAUUGGUAUCGAUCUGAAUCGGAAGACACACAUUGGACGUGGAUGCUCAGCAAUGAUGUCAUUUGGGCUGGUUAGGUUUUCGGGUGGUUAGGGUUCGCGUUAAACGCGGCCCGUACACGUGUAUAUGUACGUCUUGACCUGCUUCGCUAUUUUAAGGUGCGGCACGAUCGAUUCGAAUUACGACACGUCAGCGAUUUCAUCUAUUUUUAAUGAGUGUGUGUGUGUGUGUGUGCGGCGAUAUGCAGUGCGUUAUUGUAAUUUCAUUGAACCGCUUUGUAUUUCUUUUGACCUGAAAAAAAAAAAAAGGAAAACUUGUGUGUUUGUGUGUGUGGCGGGUACAUAUGUAAUAAUACAAUUGUCGUGUCUA
Daphnia magna is the source of this 6444-nucleotide messenger RNA. RefSeq names its product ecdysone-induced protein 74EF (gene Eip74EF). Lineage: Eukaryota; Metazoa; Arthropoda; Branchiopoda; Diplostraca; Daphniidae. Bases 1423 to 4188 code for a protein of 921 amino acids. The record is from RefSeq and is a predicted model, not a curated record. Gene Ontology annotation, biological process: regulation of transcription by RNA polymerase II; cell differentiation. Gene Ontology annotation, cellular component: nucleus. The transcript is spliced from 6 exons. Gene Ontology annotation, molecular function: sequence-specific DNA binding; DNA-binding transcription factor activity, RNA polymerase II-specific.